UCAAAGUCAGUUGUUCAUUGACGGUGAAUAAAUGAAUACCAUUAUGGACGAUCACGAACGUGCGCCAAUUAUGCAUACUUAAGUAUCUGUCAAUAAUCAUGGACGUCGUUCCUCUUCGCCCUCGCACAAGGUCAUCCAUUCACGAUGGUCGAGCCGGUUGCCAGAAUCCGCCCGUACAAGACCGAGGAUGAGAAGCAAGUUCGGUUCUUGAUAGCGAAAGCAGCAAUGGAGGGAUUGGCUUCUGCUAACAUGAAAACUAUAUUGAACCCAGUAUCGCUGAGUCUCUGGGUUCUGUUGACGGCCUUCCUCAUACAGUAUAUGGGCUGGUGGCCCAAACCAAGCGAUGGGAUCCUUGCAUAUAUCAGUCUCAUGCUACCGUUUGGGAGCGCAGUGGUCCCUAUAAUUUUGUUUUCAGAUUGGAAUAACAGGUGGUACUUUGAAGAUCUUUCCCAGCGCGUCCUUCGUGGGCCUGAUAUGGUCAAUUUUCAAGAAUACUACUCCAAAUAUCCAGCGUCGGGAAUAUGGAUUCUUGAAUUUGCGGACCGACUCAUUGGCCUAAUAGCCCUCGAUGCAUCUCUGUCCGAAAGAAAUAAUUCUGAACACCAAAACUCCGAGAUAAAGACUGCAUUGGUACGACACGUCUUCAUCGACGAACCGUAUCGUACGACGGGCAUACAGAAAGACCUCAUUGACUAUGCGGUACAGAGUGCCUUCACGUCGGAUCCUUCUGUUGCACAAGUCAAAGCAUCGAGUUCUUCCCUUCGAGAAUAUGUACAGAAAGGCUUGGAUGAAGCUGGAUUCAAAUACGAGGGCGUAACGGAGACUGCUGGACUGCUCAGGUGGAAAGUAAACGCUCGGGUUUUGACGAGGGAUGAUUGGAAGAAGAGACAAAAUCAUGCAUCAUAAUAAUGUACAUACAUAGUAAUUUUACACGCAAUUCAUAAUUAUCUCGAAAUG
Messenger RNA from Lentinula edodes (shiitake mushroom), 957 nucleotides. RefSeq lists its product as uncharacterized. NCBI's taxonomy places the organism in Eukaryota, Fungi, Basidiomycota, Agaricomycetes, Agaricales, Omphalotaceae. Gene Ontology annotation, molecular function: N-acetyltransferase activity. The transcript is spliced from 3 exons. The record is from RefSeq and is a predicted model, not a curated record. The coding region runs from base 145 to 906 and encodes 253 amino acids.